Molecule: messenger RNA, 1162 nt
Organism: Hydractinia symbiolongicarpus
Lineage: Eukaryota; Metazoa; Cnidaria; Hydrozoa; Anthoathecata; Hydractiniidae
Exons: 2
Coding region: 589-1062 (157 amino acids)
Source: RefSeq, a predicted model, not a curated record
AGUUAGGAAUAAAUAAUACAUAAUUGAUAAGGAAAGGAAAAAUAAAUCUUGGUGAAGAUCAAAUUAAAAUCGAGGAUAUCUGUUACUAAAGCAAAAAGCAACGCAGUAAACACAAGGAAAUCGAUUUGUCGUCACUGAAAGCAAAAUAAAACAAUAUUCAUUUGAAAAAAUAAAAAUUCCUGCUGACUUUAUCUGUUUUGUUAUGCUAUUAUUUGAGCAGAAAUGUAAUAAUAGAUUGUAGGUUCGUUUUGAAAUGAACUUCUUGUUUCUUAAAAACGCGUUUCUCUCUAAGAACGGUAGACAUCCGGCAUUUUCUUUUGUUAGAAAGUUAUCGGCUUUCUUUUUGAAAUUACUGUGUAUUCAACAAGUGGUUUCAAAAUAGGGCAGCGAUAAGCAUCAAGACAUGAAUAAUGGAUAUAAUCUUUAUGAAGGUUUCCUCAGGAAGGUUUCCAGCAUGGUUCAUGUAGGACGUAUAUAGAUGAAAAUUAUAUUUAAGUUCUUUCACUUAUAUCUAGGGUAACGUAAAACUUGAGACACUAGAAAAACAUCGUGAAAGGUUUGUUCGAUUCAACAAAGUCAGACUGAAUCAUGUUGGUAUAUUUCCUUCUUGGUGCAUGUACCAUUUUACCUAUAUUAAACAAUGCAGUCAUGGGAGAGACCUAUCAACGACAAUCACCUGGAUUAUGGGGACGAAAACGACAACCUUCCGUAGAGGCUGACACGUUGGUGCAACGAAGUAAUGAUCUUGCGUUGAAUAAAAAACAAGUAGAAGAGGGAAUAUGGGGAAGAAAUGUACACAGCAGGAUAUCACAACAGCAACGUGAACAACUCAAAGGAAGAAGCGGGUCGGGACUCUGGGGGAGAGAAAUAUCAAAUAAUGCUGAAUUGAGUUUAAUAGAAGAAAAGAAAUCCUUAGAGAACGAUCGUCACAUGCGCAUGAUUAAAAACAUCCUAAAUUUAAUUAAAUUUUACAAAGAUGAAGGAGCAUGGGAGAUGAAGAAAGGAGUGCAUGCUGUUAAAAACAGUUAUUUACAAGCAGAUGGAUCAGGACUUUGGGGUUAAAUGUUUCAACGUAUAUGUUGGUCAAAUAAAAACUAAAAUAUUACAUUUUUUAAGUCAUUUGUUUGUAAAGUGUUGAAAUAAUCAAUAUUCUAUUCUAUUA